AUGAUUGGAAUUCCUGCGCAGGUCGGGACACCUCCGCAAAGUAUCUUGAUGCUUCCUUGGCCAGAGUUGAACAACACUUUCAUCUACGAUCAACAGGACUUUUGCGACCGCACCGUGAUCUUCAGUGACACUAUCUGCGAGGUACGGCGCGGACAUCUAUACCACGAAGACGACUCAACAUCCUUUACAAAGGCGAACUCGAUUGCAAAGGCUGGCGGCGCCACUCAGGAGCCUGGAGGGCCGGGAGCAGAGUUUGGCAUACCGGAACUGGAGACUACUAGUCUUGGUGGCACGGAAACUAUUACAUUCGACAACACGCCGCCGCUGAAGAAUUACCCUAUCGGUGUCCCGCGACGGAAUUCCACAUAUCUCAACAGUCUCGUUGCAUCUGGACAGAUCGCUUCCCGUGUCUGGUCUCUUUUCUGGGGGCGCAUGUGGCUCCCUCAAAACGGGAUUGACGGCUCAUUGGUCCUAGGUGGUUAUGAUCAGCAGAAGGUCCUUGGGAGAAACUUCACCGCUCCAUUGGACUACUCGGAGACGACAGGGUGUUGGACCGGGAUGAAGGUGCAGAUUGUCGAUAUCAAAGUUAACUACAGAAACGGGGAGGAGCAGACCAUCCUUCCGCUCAAUACGGCACUACCGGUCUGCAUUGUACCUCAACGACAGCUGCUGGCCGAGAUCCCGCUGUCAUAUGUCGACAAGUUCGAAGAAGUGACCAAAACUAACAGUUCGGGUCCAUCGUAUGGGAUACACUGGUCUGCAAGGCGAUUCGAUGCUGACAAGGCAUUCGACGGCGACUUGACCAUCGUUCUCUCUUCUGGUCUCUCUGUUCGCGUACCGAACAGCCAAUACCUCCCUCCAUUCGUUACACUCGAUCGCAAUGGAACCCGCAUUUUUGACAAUAACACUCGAGAGCUGCUUUUAAAUGGUGUUGGCAAACAGCCGGCCACGUUGGGGCGAUACUUCUUCACGUCUGCAUAUCUCAUGGUAAACCAUGAUGCAGGUACCUUCACGCUUUGGCAAGCCAAUCCAACCUCCCGCAGCAGCUUGGCAAAUGUCGUCAGCGAUGUCAGCACAGGGACUGGGUGUAGCAACGAGAGUGUUGUGGUUCAACCGAGCCCAAGCCGGUCCGCCUCUGGAGGAAAUGGAGCAGGUGAUACCGGGACGAAUGGGCAGAGAGGUCCGUCUGUCGGUGCUAUCGUUGGUGGAGUAGUUGCUGGCGUGUUGGCAUUGGCUGCGUCAUCCUUUGCAAUUUGGUUUCUGCUGCGGAAAAGGGCCAGAGCAAGAGCCUUAGGGUCAGAUGGCGGACCUCCUGUCCCGACGGGCUUGCAUAUUGAGGAGCAAUGCCCAAAGUAUUCCACGAAUGGGCCUCAUUGGUAUCAGCAAGUGACACAAUCGCAAGAGCUUGCAGGUUCGGAGCCUAGGGUUCACGAAAUUUCCCUUGACCAUCUCAUGAUGAAUUUCUAUCUGUCUCACUUCGUCUCGCUGAUCUGGCUCGCCCUUGUCUCUGGCGUUGCUGCCAAUUUCGAUGUGUACAUGGUCGAGCAAACCGUCAUCACAGACCAGGGAGUGUCAAACAUCAAGCUCUGGCAAGUAUUCGAGGCCGAGCCCAAGAACUGCAAUGAGGUCUUCAACACGCCACGGUGGGCCAACAGCCGCGACGUCAGUGGAACCAAGCAUGGCGUCCGCUGUGAGGGAAGCGGCUGCGACUACAAGCCUCCGGCGGGCAACAUCAAUGUCCUGGAGAUGAAUUUCCACGGGACGAAUCCAGUCUACCACUGGACUCUCUACAAGGACCGUGGCUGGACAAUGGUUGGGCUGGAUGGCAACACCUAUGGAAACUGCAUCGUGUUUCCCAACGGUGACUAUGACUGUCAUCAGGGCGCCUACUACUAUCUUAAUGGGUAUAGAAAGUUCCGCUGCUUGACCAAGUUCACGGCGAAUGAUAUCAACUAG
Messenger RNA from Thyridium curvatum, 1956 nucleotides. RefSeq lists its product as uncharacterized. The coding region runs from base 1 to 1956 and encodes 651 amino acids. The transcript has 7 exons. Lineage: Eukaryota; Fungi; Ascomycota; Sordariomycetes; Thyridiales; Thyridiaceae. The record is from RefSeq and is a predicted model, not a curated record.